AUGCUCUCGCUUUUACGACGGGAAAGGGGUCACAAGCGAUGCAACGAUCCUCCGACGAGCUCGGCGAGCGACAUUCAGGAACGAGACCGGUUCACCCUAGAGGUGCUUUGGGCGUUGAUGUCUAUUUGCCCACUCUCUCUCACGACAGAGGAGCCGGUGUCGACGCUCUGCGCGAGCAGGUACGGCGAGCUGUCGUCGCCGGAGUCGGCGGCUCGAGCCCCGAAGGCGAGCUGGGAAGCGGGGGAGGGGAAGCGACAGGCGGUCAGCCUGCGUUUCGCGGAUCCUCCCGAGACGGGGAUCCGGUUCUGUGUCGUCACCGCCGUCGACGGAGAGGGAAAAAGGGCUCUCAGGUCCAACGUCGUCGCGCUGAAAUACGACGAGUUUUUCCCGAGAUCCGGCAACGCUCGUAACGCGACGGGCGAGAGAUCGGGCCGCUUCCUUCAGAUGUUCGCCGUCGAGCCGAUCGGAGUCGGGAUCGGGUUUUUGGCCGGAGUUUCCCUCUGCGCUCUCCCUGCCCUUGUCCUCUACGCGAUGCGCAAGAGACGGCAGAGUGCCGCAACUUCGCCUUGUCAGGUGGGGGCAGCAGACACAGGGACAAGGGACGAGGAUUUGGUGGGCACAGGGCGAGCGGACGUGGGGCCGGCGGGCACGGGGUCUGGGAGCACGGGACCAGCAGGCACGGGACCAGCAGGCACGGGACCAGCAGGCACGGGACCAGCAGGCACGGGGCCAGCAGGCAGGCCCCGGCAGAAAAAGUACGCAGGUAGGCCUUCGGAUGUAGGCGAUGGGGUGACGAGGGAGAACCCACAGCCACCACUGGACACCGACUGGAAGCAGGACUUGCCCCAUCCCGAGGUGUCCGGUCAGCAUCCGGUCAACCGCGGCACUGCCAUCGACAACGACGGUGGCAAAAUCGUCGGCAACAACACGAAGAACGCAGCCGGCGAACCGAAGUCACCCGGAGCACCGAACGAAGCGGCGAAACGCGACGAGCCCCAAAUCGUGGAGCGAAAAGAGAAGACUACGAACGUCAGCCCGCAGCGUUUCCAGCCCCCCGUGAUCGACCGCGAAAGGGUUCCCAAGCCUUUCCAACCCCAGGACGCCACUCGCAUUCACCACCCUGCCGCGAAGACAUUCCCAUUGGGUCGGGUGUUCGUCCCGUGGAAAAUGUGUGACCAUGGCAACACUGAUGCUGGCAUGGCGAACCGGAGGAGAACAUAUUCAACAAGUAGCGAAACAGAUCAUUUCCAGUCCAUUAAUGAGAGACCUGUGGAUGAAAUUUCACUCGAGUUCUUUUACAAACCACAUACCGUUACGCUUCUCACUGCUUCCAUCGGAGUUUUAAUAUACUUCGCCUUCUCCCGGGAUGACAAGAAGAGCUUUGAGGACAAUGUCCUCUCUGGAAUCUUGUGUGUUAUAUUCUUCUUCCUCAUUAUCUCAGUCUUGGCCUUCCCAAAUGGCCCAUUCACCCGUCCACAUCCUGCCGUUUGGAGGAUGGUGUUUGGAAUCUCAGUUCUCUAUCUUAUGGCCUUGCUCUUUCUGCUCUUCCAAGACUACCAGACUGUGAAGAACAUUGUUUUAUGGUUCUAUCCAGAUCUUGCUGACUUCCAUAUUGACAUGGAAAAGGGCCAUGAGGAACAUGCAAAUUGUAGAAUGUCCAUGAAGAUUUGUGUUGCUGGUUGGCUGAUGGCUUUGUCAAAAUUCAGGGAUGAAAAUUUCUUAGCCCAUGAUUCAUUUGAUCACCUUCUAUUAAUAUUCCAGGAAUAUGGAGUUAAUUGUUCUGAUGUCACCUUUGAGAAGCUUUGGAGUCACAUGGAUGUGUUUGCUUUUGGCCAUUUCUUUGGUUGGGUCAUGAAAGCUGUCCUUGUUCGUCACUAUGGGAUCCUGUGGACCAUCUCAGUCAUGUGGGAAAUCACAGAGGUGGCAUUUGCUCAUUUGCUUCCUAAUUUCAUUGAGUGCUGGUGGGAUGCCUUACUCUUGGAUGUACUCCUAUGCAAUGGUCUUGGCAUAUAUGUUGGUAUGCAGAUCUGUCAGAAGCUAGAAAUGCGAGACUAUCGGUGGGAGAGUGUCAGGGAUAUCCAGUCAACGACAGGAAAGAUCAAACGUUGUGUGCUCCAAUUCACACCAGAGUCAUGGACAAAUGUACGAUGGCUGGAUCCUCAGAGCUCAUACAUGCGGUUCCUUGCCAUCUGUCAAAUGGUGGUGUUCUGGCAACUAUCUGAACUCAAUACCUUUUUCUUGAAACAUAUUUUUGAAAUGCCUCCUGCUCACCCCAUCGUCAUUGCUCGUAUCAUCAUCAUUGGAGUGAUUGUUGCACCAACCCUCAGGCAAGUAGCAGUUUUUACCUUUGCUCAUCCCCCCUCAUCCUUUCUGCCACCUAACACCAACUAUUUUAUAUGCCUGUUUUUGGUUGGCUUGUAUUUCAGGCAGUAUUACUCUUAUGUGACAGACACUCAAUGCAAGCGUGUUGGAACUCAGUGCUGGGUGUUUGGUGCCAUCACCCUCACGGAGGCCCUCAUAUGCAUAAAGUUUGGAGAGGAUCUUUUCAAAAGGACUGAACUACGAUACAUUCUUCUGUGGCUUCUUAUUCAGCUCAUCAUAUCUGUCCUUUGUGUGCUGGGAUGCAUCAUCUGGUCAAAGAGAAAAGAUCAGGUUGGCUCCUGCAUGCAUACUCUAUAUGUUUCCAAGACUUGCAUACUGUAG
This is a messenger RNA of Darwinula stevensoni, 2703 nucleotides long. Lineage: Eukaryota; Metazoa; Arthropoda; Ostracoda; Podocopida; Darwinulidae. The record is from the annotation of a GenBank genome assembly.